Molecule: messenger RNA, 2371 nt
Organism: Cololabis saira (Pacific saury)
Lineage: Eukaryota; Metazoa; Chordata; Actinopteri; Beloniformes; Belonidae
Product: cytosolic 5'-nucleotidase 1A-like
Exons: 6
Coding region: 324-1418 (364 amino acids)
Biological process (GO): nucleotide metabolic process; adenosine metabolic process
Cellular component (GO): cytosol; cytoplasm
Molecular function (GO): nucleotide binding; magnesium ion binding; 5'-nucleotidase activity
Source: RefSeq, a predicted model, not a curated record
CCACACAGCGAGACCAGCACAGACCAGCUGAUCAAGGACUUUCAUCCAUAUGAUGCUAAAGCCGAGAGGACGAGCUUACAGGUUGAAUUUAGUCUUUUUUGAGACUCUGCCUUAAGCAUCCUGUAGCCUGCCAGCCCUCAGUCCUGCUCACCAUUCUCAUGGCAUCUCUCCAAGUGCCUCUGCAGCUGCAGUCAGACUGAUCUCAUCACUUGAGUGCAGCAGUGACUGGGGAUUUUGUUGGGAGCAGAGAAAAGUGGACCAUCAGGGGGACACGCUGGGACUUGGUGUAAACCUGGCAAGGAGAGGUGAGCUGUUGAAAUAAGAUGAGCGUAAACAGCAGUCACACUCCCACCGUCAGUGGACAGGACUUGGUCAAGAAUGGCAGCAACAGCAGUCGAUCGGUUGUGAAUCCCUCCACUCCCACUAAGAAACCUAAACCACCCAAACCGGAGAAUGCCAUCACCAUUGCCGUGUCGUCCCGAGUCCUUUUCAACAUGGAGAAGGAACAACAGAUCUUUGAGCAGCAAGGCAUGGAGGAGUACAUCAAGUAUCAGGUGGCGCACGAAACAGAGCCCUUCAGCCCCGGACCUGCCUUCUCCUUUGUCAAGGCUCUGGAGGCUGUCAACACUCAACUGAGGGAGCUUUAUCCUGACAGCGAGGAGCUAUUUGAUGUUGUUCUCAUUACAAACAACCAUGCAUAUGUUGGCCUCAGACUCAUCAAUACCAUCAACCAUCACCAUUUGUUCAUCGAGCGCUUCUGUAUGACUGGAGGAAACAGUCCCAUAGGCUACUUGAAGGCCUACCACUCAAAUCUGUAUCUGUCUGCUGACCCGGUGAAGGUUCGGGAGGCACUUGAGGAAGGAAUAGCAGCAGCCACCAUGUUCACUCCAGAGAAGAUGAGGGCGGUGUCGGAGACUCAGCUGCGCGUUGCCUUUGAUGGCGACGCCGUCCUGUUCUCGGAUGAGUCCGAGCAGAUUUUCAAGGCGCACGGACUGGACAAGUUCUUUGAGCACGAGAAGGCACAUGAGAACAAGCUGCUGGAUCAUGGACCACUGAAGGGCUUCCUGGAGGUUUUAGGAAAGCUGCAGAAGAAGUUUUACGCCAAAGGCCAGCGCAUGGACUGUCCCAUCCGGACGUACCUGGUGACAGCUCGCAGCGCAGCCAGUUCUGGGACUAGAGCCCUGAAAACACUGCGUUCAUGGGGUCUUGAGAUCGACGAGGCUCUGUUUCUCGCGGGAGCACCCAAGGGCCCGAUGCUGGAGAAGAUCAGGCCGCAUAUCUUCUUUGAUGACCAGAUGUUUCAUGUGGAGGGGGCGGCAGAGAUGGGGACGGUGGCGUGUCACGUGCCGUAUGGGAUCGGUCAGAGGCUUCCAAGGAAGGGAGGAAAGGACAAAGAGACCGCUCCCGCAGUCCAAUAGCAGGGAAAAGAUGCACAAAGAUGCGUCUAGAGCAGCCAUUCUCAACCUUGGCGGUCCCGACCCCAGUUUCGGGUUGCAAGAUGAUUUCUGGGGGUCGCCAAAUCAUUUUUGGAAAAAUAUAAAUGCACAAAAUUAAUGUAGCUUCCGAGUGGACAUUAGAAAGACGACAAGCGGUUGGUCUUAAACUAGCAUUUUAUUACUCAAAACCAGUUACUGUCGGCCAUAACUAGGCUACACCAAAACAACAACAACGAACCUGUGCACUAGUCUCAUGUCUGCCCUUGUCAUUCACACAUCACCGGAGCAAAAAGGUUGAGAAACACUGGUCUAGAGAGACGUCUAAGUUUGGCAUUUAGCAGCAUGUUGCAGUAACUACUGGAGAAUGCAAACACUAUUGAAUAAUAGUAUAAAAAACAGAUGAUGUCUCUUAUUUUUUUAUCAUUAAAUUAACUAAAAACUUUAUUACUUUGUAACUUUACUAAACUUGCCGGCACUUACUGUAUUUAUAGCUUUUUUCUUUUUUGUUUUAUAGCUGUUAACGCUACAUGCUGCAGCUAUUUAUAUAAAAAAAAGAUUUUCAGUGUCCUCAGCAUCUUUAAGAAAAUUGUUGUGAGAUGUUUAAUAGCGAUGAUUAGCCAGCAGUGAUAACUGCAUUAUUUCCAGAAGACAUGAACUCCAAAUGAGAAGUUUCUGAUAACGUUAUAUUUGUUUUCAUGAUUAGUUUUGAGUUUCUUUGAUGAUUUAUUACAUUUUACUGAAGUGAGCAGUUAUAAUUUAUCUGCAAAGAACUCAUGUGUUUAAACACCACAAUGGAGAGCUUUUUAUUAAAAUAUUUCAUUUACAUUUGGAAAUUUACCUGAUAUACCAAAAGCUGAUUUAAUUUUUUGUAUGAAUAUAUUUUUCCUGAUAUUAAAAAUAAAAAGCCCUAUUCAACUAAAUAAUUUAGAAAAAGG